AUGGUGACGGUGGUGAUGGUGGUGGUGGUCGCGGUGGUCGCGGUGAUGGCGGUGUCGUUGGCGCCGGUGAUGGUGGUGGUGUGUGCUCGGGAGCGACCCUAUCAGCUUAUGAAACCACGCAACCUUGCUCUGGAGCGACCCUAUCAGCUUAUGAAACCACGCAACCUUGCUUGGGAGCGACCCUAUCAGCUUAUGAAACCACGCAACCUUGCUCGGGAGAGACCCUAUCAGCUUAUGAAACCACGCAACCUUGCUCGGGAGCGACCCUAUCAGCUUAUGAAACCACGCAACCUUGCUCGGGAGCGACCCUAUCAGCUUAUGAAACCACGCAACCUUGCUCGGGAACGACCCUAUCAGCUUAUGAAUCCACGCAACCUUGCUCGGGAGCGACCCUAUCAGCUUAUGAAACCACGCAACCUUGCUCGGGAGCGACCCUAUCAGCUUAUGAAACCACGCAACCUUGCUCGGGAGCGACCCUAUCAGCUUAUGAAUCCACGCAACCUUGCUCGGGAGCGACCCUAUCAGCUUAUGAAACCACGCAACCUUGCUCGGGAGCGACCCUAUCAGCUUAUGAAACCACGCAACUUUGCUCGGGAGCGACCCUAUCAGCUUAUGAAACCACACAACCUUGCUUGGGAGCGACCCUAUCAGCUUAUGAAACCACGCAACCUUGCUCGGGAGCGACCCUGUCAGCUUAUAAAACCACGCAACCUUGCUCGGGAGCGACCCUUUCAGCUAAUGAAACCAUGCAACCUUGCUCGGAAUCGACCCUAUCAGCUAAUGAAACCACGCAACCUUGCUCGGGAGAGACCCUAUCAGCUUAUGACACCACGCAACCUUGCUCGGGAGCGACCCUAUCAGCUUAUGAAACCACGCAACCUUGCUCGGGAGCGACCCUAUCAGCUGAUGAAACUACGCAACCUUGCUCUGGAGCGACCCUAUUAA
Molecule: messenger RNA, 945 nt
Organism: Dreissena polymorpha
Lineage: Eukaryota; Metazoa; Mollusca; Bivalvia; Myida; Dreissenidae
Product: zinc finger protein 182-like
Exons: 2
Coding region: 1-945 (314 amino acids)
Source: RefSeq, a predicted model, not a curated record